Pygocentrus nattereri (red-bellied piranha) is the source of this 7349-nucleotide messenger RNA. It is a transcript of the gene emid1, whose product is annotated as EMI domain containing 1. The record is from RefSeq and is a predicted model, not a curated record. The transcript is spliced from 17 exons. NCBI's taxonomy places the organism in Eukaryota, Metazoa, Chordata, Actinopteri, Characiformes, Serrasalmidae. Gene Ontology annotation, molecular function: protein binding. The coding region runs from base 370 to 1785 and encodes 471 amino acids.
UAAAACGCUCCACAGCCUGGCUCUGUGCUGCAGUCAGUCUCGCGAGCCUAUAAAGCCGCCGCUCUCCUGGCUGUGGUCGCGCUCGUGCGGACGGGACGGAGCCCGCGUGCUGCUGAUGGGGCAGUGGAGCAGUGUGUUUCUCCGCUCGUGCUGAAGUUUCGCUGGUCUUUCAGGAAGUUUCGGGAGCACUGAGCGCGCGCCGCUCCUCGGUUCUGCCCUUCGCUCGCGAAAGUUCGUCUCUACCUAAAUGGACUUCAGCUAAGUGUUCCGCGAGCGCGUGACCGUGACUGAAGCUCGUGCGUAGAUCGAGGGCUCUGCGCGAGAGAGAGAGAGAGAGGGAGAGAGAGAGAGAGUGCGCGAGCGAGUGAGAUGGGACCCCGGCACCGGUGGAGUGUCCGCGCGCCGCUGCUGUUGCUGUUGCUGUUGGUUGGAGUCGCGCGCGCCACAUGGAGCUCCGGACCGUACCGGUACAGCGGCGCGAGCAACACCGAGCACAGGAGGAACUGGUGUCCUCAGUCUGUCACUAAGACAGUAACGUGUCAGGUGCAGAAUGGAACCACUCUUCAGAGAGUCUAUCAGACGUGCAGGUGGCCGCAGGGCUGCACCGGUGGCAGUUACCGUACGGUGGUCCGGCCCUCCUACAAGAUAGUGUACCGCACUGUUACUGCGCUGGAGUGGAAAUGUUGCCCUGGUUACACCGGCACACACUGCGAGGAAGGCUCUGCGAGCAGUAACCUGGUUGCGCAGGAGGCAGUGAGGAAACAGCCGACUUUCCGUAAGCCUGUGGUGGUCAAGACCCCAGAACAUCUCUCCAGCUGUCUGAACUGCAGUCGUAUCACAGCUCUCACCGAUCGGCUCAGCUCUCUGGAGGCAAAGGUCCAGCUCCUCUCUUCUCCAGCCUCUCAAAGACUGUCCCAGUCUAAAGGUGGAGGAGAUCAUGAUUCCUCCUCCCUCAUGGGGGCUCUACCUGCUCGAGGAGCUCCUGGAGCACAAGGCCCUGCAGGUCCGCAGGGUGAGAGAGGCAAGGACGGCAUACCCGGCAAAGAAGGUAAACCUGGGUCUCGGGGUCUGCCUGGGCCAAAGGGGGAUGCAGGCUUGAGAGGACCCUCAGGUGCCCCAGGGUCUAGAGGAACACCUGGACCAGCAGGCCCUCGGGGACCACCGGGCCUCCCAGGAGAAAGGGGCCUGCCAGGGCCUCCAGGACCCCCUGGACCCCCCGGACCACCAGGGCCUCCAGCACCUUUUUCUGAAGACAAAGAGAAGAAGGACCUGCUCCUCUCAAACAGUUUCCCGGACCCCCGAGCUGUCCCUGCACAAGGGCCCCAGGGGCCCCCAGGACCUACAGGCCCCCCAGGACCCAGAGGCCCUGCCGGACCCCCAGGACCUAUUGGACAAAGUGGGAAGCCCGGGACCCCUGGUUUGCAGGGCCCUGUGGGGCCAAAGGGCGAGCGAGGAGAGAGAGGCCCUCUGGGAUAUCCAGGAGAGAGAGGAUUCAAAGGGGAGCCGGGUCAGCCGGGACCGAAGGGUGAGCCUGGAGAGAAAGGCCUUCCGAGCGAUUUGAACGGGGACGGCAUACACCAAAUCCGCGAGGCCCUGAAGAUCUUAGCCGAGAGGGUUUUAAUCCUCGAGACUAUGAUCGGUAUCCAUGAGCCCGACCUGGGAUCUGGAGACGGCCCGUUUGGCACCGCACCGACAGAGUUUUACCGGAACAAGCGGGCCGGAGCCCUGCCGCUCCAGGUCAAGCCUCCAUCCCUCCCUGCUGACGCUGACGUCCGGGGGAAGUAGCUCCUGAAGUACUAAACAAAGGGGUGAAACCCUCGUUCCAGCUUGGACUGGCAACGCCGCUCACGAGUCCCUUUAACACGCGCCCUAUAGCUCCGCUCAUAUCACCUGUAACGCUUGCUCUGGAACCUACCGCUGAAUCAAGAACGAGGGAGAAACCUCAGGGAAGAUCAACCGGUGCUGCAGAUGUUUACCACCUCUACUGGGAAUCAGUUCAACAAGCCCUGCACGUAAACAGACACUAACACUGUCCUGUGUUAAAAGCGGCCUCCCAUUCGCUUUACUAACCAUAACCAAAAGAAUAUAAUCAUCGGGAAAACUGUUGAACUGACGUUGAACGGGAAAAAAAAACGGAAACAUAUAUAUUUACAUCAUGAAAUCUGCAGGAAUUCUACUGGUGCUUGAAUAACUGUAAAAUAACGGGACAAUAACGGGACAAAAACGAGCUGGUACACACGAUAAAGGCGGUUAAAUAAGACGAACGUGAUAACACUUUACUGUAGGGUGCUGUUCAUAAGGCUACAUAAAGUUGCCAUAACAACCGACAUAACCCUACAUAACUGUUCAUUACAGUGGGCGUCAUCCCACUCAUUUAGCUUUACUUUAUCUUGAUCAAAAUUCAACUUUUACAGCGAUUUUUACUUUUACGCAUGUUGGAAUAAGCAUUAAUAAACAGCUAUGUAGGGUCAGGUCAGUUAUCAUGACAAGCUUGCGUAGGUGUCACAGAGCCUUAUGAACAGCACCCGACAGUAAAGUGUUACCGCGGGCAUUGUUGACCGUUGAAGUCGCUGCAUAUCCCAGCAGGUAGAAGCAUUGUAGGUAUAUUCAACCAAGCAUUUGAACGACAACACUGCAGUCUUAGUUAUUCUCCCUAGCAUUAAAUGCACUAUGUCCCCGUGAGAGGCAGGAAAUCGCACGUUCUCUCUUCAUAUCCAUUCAUGAAACCUCUAGAGGCGUAGUUGAUUCUGAAUGAAGCAAUAGCUGUGCAGAAAAAGUCGUUUCCAUCUAGAUUGGGCAGAUUUUACAUCUUGUGUAACCUGUACUGUAUGUAUCUAUUUAUAAUGCGUUAUUUAGUUUAGAGUUUAGACGUUGGACUGGAUUAAACCGCUUAUCUGUAGUAGUACAGUGUUUCUGUUCUUAAUGUGGGGAACCAAGGACAACUCGAAGUCACAUCCUCAAUGGGAAAAAUGUGCAAUUACCUGUGGAUUAACUGGGCGGAGUGGUAAAGAAAAGCAUAUGCAAGGGUAAAACGAUCAACCGUAUACAGUUUCUGAAAGUAGAAGUGAUAGUAAAAGUGAUAGUGAGUGUUUAAAGGAAAGCAGAAGGUUGAAACCUGCCAAAUGCCCUUCAGUCCAAAUGAAGUCCUUAUUUAAAUGAAGUUUAUGGGAGACGAUAAGUAGCAGAACCCUGUGAUCCUCCUCUUAACAGAGCUCUGAGGUCAUUUCGUCAUUUUGUAGCUUGCCGUUAAGCGUCUGGGAUGAGCCGCCUACACCGCGGUUGCCAAAUAAGUGAAAGCAGUGCACAGUUUUCAAGCCGGCGGUCAAUAAAAGGGUCGCUUCUACAUAGGAGUCUCCAUAGGAGUCGCUGGUGUUACUGACACGCCACCACGUCAGUGUCACUGCAGUGCUGAGAAUGACCCACCACCCAAACAGUACCUGCUCUGGGAGGGUCCAUGGGGAUCCUGACCACUGAAGGGUGGUCAUAAUGUUAUGCCUGAGUGGUUUGCUGUUUAAGUUAGCAUGCAGACAGCUCUGCUCACCACAGAGCACGUUCGGUUCUGGAUAACAGAAGCCACGCUGACUCAAAUCUGAAGAAGUCGAAUGGUUGGUGUUGGAGUGAGAGAAGUCUGGAUUUAAACCUGUUGUGUGGUGUUUGGAUCUGUAUCCUCCUCUCUGGCUGGCUCCUCUCUCCUCUCCGGCUGAGCUGGUGGGCUGCAGAUCCAAACACCACAGUACGGGUGUGAUUUUGACCAGUGUGACUAGUGUAGGCUAUACAAACUCACGUCUGUGAGAGCAAAGUCGAAUGACUGGUGUUGGAGUGACAGAAAGUCGGAAUCAAACCUGUUUUGUAGUGUUUUGAGUUGCUUGGCAAAGCUGUGUGCCACACACGACAGUACAGGCUAGAUUCCAGCCAGCUGCUCAAACAAUGCACGUCCAGAGACUCGCAAAGUCGAGUGAGCGUCAGAAUCGAACAUGUUCUGUGGUGUAUUGGCCUUUUGGUCUUUGCUAAGCCACUUUGGUGAGUAGUAAGCUUCACGAUUCCACACCGGCAUGGAACCCAUUCCAUGAACCAUUUGGCUCCACAGUGGAGAAAAGCCCAAUGUUGACUGUGAUGUGAAGCUCACAUUAUUACAGUCUCAUUUAAAGGUAGACAAGCUGUAGUUCAUUACUGACAGUGUGAGCAAUUGGCAUCUUGUCAAGUGAAAUGAUCUUAAAUCUAGUCGAUGUAUCUAGUGUUUCCCAUUUUGAGAUGGUUGUGCACUUGUUAUGAGACGAUCCAGCUCAUUUCUAGACGCUUCGCUUGUUUUAGGUCAUUUUAUUAAGGAAAAUGAUCUCACUGUAUUGGCAGGUAAUUUAGUUGGUUGACUAAAUCACUUUACACAGGUAACAAAUGCCUGGUAAUAAGGUAAAUAAUCUUAAGCAUCUCAGCGUGUAAAAUAGUAGAUUUAUUGACCACAUUUAAGAUAAUUGUACUUGACAAGAUGCCAUUUAGGUCGUGCAGCUAUGUUCAUACGCUGAAUUUGGAGUUGAGGACACCUUCCCGACUUUCCAAGUAGGAAUUCCUAGUUGAGGGUGCGUUUUGUUUUAUAUUUUUUUUCCAAAUUAGAAGCCGCAAAUUGCGAGUUAAGAGGUUUUUUCCACACUCAGCAUAAACCAGUUUUUUCUCUAUGGGAAAUGAAUGGCAUUUUCCAAAAAAUGCCCCUCAUCCCACAGUGUGAUAAACAAAAGUGAUCCGAAAUUGAUCCGUUUGGUACUUAUUCCUCGAACAUCACUGUGUAAUUGGAAUUUUGAGGUUGAUAAGGAUUUUGUAAUAUAGAUUUUGCUCUGUGCAGUCUAAUGCUGUGCUCUAGUGCCCGGCGGGAGGUUUGGGUGUUUCUUCAUAGAAACGCCCACCACACGGAAAAAGAAAGCAUGGGGAUCAGGGAAUGUAUUACAGAAAAUUCUUAUCUUUUUCUCUUUACUUAAGAUCCGACAGGUCCAGAUAAGAUUUCUCACAAAUUCGUAUAACAGAAGCAAAACUGAUCUGAAUUUAAGAGCCUUGUCUUAUCUUACAGCAUCUUUUCUGAUCUCAAGUUAGGAAAUCUCAACUUACUCAUUUGAAGUCGACAAUCAACUGCUGUUACUGAGGUAAACAAGGUCAAUUAAAACUAAUGUGCUAUAAGCAGAGUUAAUAAUAUUGUGUCAGCGCUUCGUGCUGUUAAUCAGAUUUGCCGCUCUCAGUUUCAGUCUCCAUUUCCCAAACGCUUUAGUCGAGUGCGCUAACGUUACUCCUCCUAAUAAACAGACACACGUUCAGCUCCACCUCCUCAUUAUUCACCACCAUUACUGUAAUGUUUCAUCAGCAACAUUAACGCAGGAAAGUAAUCAGAGGGGUGGUGGAGUCGAGUCGGCAGCAUCUGGGGCUUUUAGACGCUGUUAGACAAUAAAAAUCACAAGUCAAAGCCCCGUUUUCAGUGUAGGUGAGUGUAGCGUCAUUAUGCUGGUUACAGUGAACUGAGCUGCUUCUCACUGCAUAAAACAAUAGAAACAGACGGUUAAAACAGAAGUUAAGAAGCUCUGAGGUUUAUCGUAAAGUAAAGAAAAUAUUUAAGAUAUUUUGGCAACUUAGGAUGUUUCUGUAAAACUGUUUUCUUAACUGGAAAUGAGAGAAGGUUACAGACUUAAGGACUGUUGUUCUGUAAUGACUUCUGUACUAAAUUUGCUGUGUUAAAAGCGAUUAACUAUUAGAUCUAAUAGAAGCCUGUCCGUUUUGUAUUUUUUCACGUUAGUGGUUUUUACUUGUGUAACAGAUUAAAGGUCACAUUAUACAUCACAUCUCCUAAACUCGUAUAUCACCUUUAAUCCUAAAUUUACCAGCUUAAAAUAUGACUUCGUCAUUCGGGCACAAAUUACAAAUGGGAAACUUAGUAUUUCCCAGUUUCCAAUAUCGCUCAAACACGGCACAACACUCUCAAUGCAAAUUGGCCGGCUUUCUGACGGUGGUUACCUAAAUGCACAGGAGCGCUAGCUUGACUGUAGCAUGUAUAGCAAUAUUAGCAUUUCAACUACUUAAUGACCUCAUAAUUCAUAUAGAACGGAGAAAAGUUAUGAGCUUUGAAACAAAAUUUAUCUGAGCAUUGUUUUUUUUUUUUCUCAAAAAUGCCGUUCAUUUCCACGAUAGAGAAAAUCCGCCAACUACAAAAUGAGCCACGACCUCAGAAGCCUCUGGCAGAAAGGCGCGAGGGCGCCCUCUGCUGUUUACGUUCAUAACGUAGGUUAACGAAUUGCAGGUGCCGUGUACUGCAGGUAUAUUUGCUGCCAUAACAUUUGCUUUGUUUCCAGUCAAAGGUUUUCUUACAAAAAAGUGUUUAAAAAAUUGUAGAAACGUAAAUUAUUGGUAAUAUUUUAUGAAUUUAUGAAUGAUUUCACUGUAUUGGCUUCAAUCAAGCAAAAUGAUCCGCUGAUAUAAUUAGAUAACUUGAUAAAACUGCAUAAAACAAGUAAAGAAAGUCUAGAAACAGGUUAAACCUGAAUCUUAUAAAAAUCUUACGACCAUCUUAUUAUGAGAAAUAUUAGACAGACUAGAUUUAAGAAAAUUUCACUCGACAGGAAACCAUUUUUUCAGUGCAAACACAAAUAAUCUACCGUAAAAUUAACACGUUUUUUGAGUGUUUUUCCAUAAACACUAUCACACAUCCAGUGCCAGGGGUUUUGUAGUUCAACAGUGUUUUUAUCUUCCCUGUUGGCUCAGUGAAAUAUUCUGAUAGUGGUUUAUUUUAUUUAUUUUUUUUUGGCGUAGCUUUGAAUUUUUAGCCAAAAAAAUGUCCCAAUGGUGAAAUGAAUUGAGAUUCAAAAAGUAUCGAGCGUAACCAGCAGAUGGCGCAGUCCUGCACGCUGCUGCUGGUGAAAAGGACGGGAUGAUUGUGGGUUGAUUAACUUUGGAUUCAUAUUAACUUGGACGUUUUUCACACGACAGUAAAAAAGCACAUUCCUUUCCUGACGAACAGACUUCGCUGAAAGUGCACGCAAAAGUACAAACAACUCCGAUGUGUGAAACGCACACAAAGCACGCGGCAAAGCGACACAACUUGAAUUCUGUUUUUAUUUCUCCCAGUUUCUGUUUUUUCUGAUUUUGCUGUCGUCCUUUUUGACCGUCUCGUUUUAUCCCUAUAUAAAUAUCGGUGUUAAUUAUUUAAAGAUGAUUAUUAGCAGUUGACGUUCUCUGUGUUUUUGUAUGCGAAGUCAUGUAAUGUCACUUGUACUUUCCUCAUUUUUGGCUUUUCCAAACAUUGCGUUUUUGUCUUGUAGCUGUUCAGAAUGGUGUUCAAACUAAAUAAAAGCUGUUUUGUGUUUUUUUUUAAAACUCAA